This is a messenger RNA of Leptopilina heterotoma, 1864 nucleotides long. RefSeq names its product actin-related protein 3 (gene Arp3). The coding region runs from base 155 to 1411 and encodes 418 amino acids. Gene Ontology annotation, cellular component: Arp2/3 protein complex; actin cortical patch. Lineage: Eukaryota; Metazoa; Arthropoda; Insecta; Hymenoptera; Figitidae. The transcript has 6 exons. Gene Ontology annotation, molecular function: actin filament binding. Gene Ontology annotation, biological process: Arp2/3 complex-mediated actin nucleation. The record is from RefSeq and is a predicted model, not a curated record.
UGCAAGAGAUUUGCUGGAUUUGCGAUUGUUACUUUGGAUCCUGUGUGUAUGUGUGUGUACGCGAGGUGUGGUAUUUGCGGUGGUUAACGAAGGUCUCGUCAAAGAUAAGAAGAAAAAUUAAAAAGGGCGAGCCGCUGCGUUAAAAUAAAACAUCAUGCCGCUUGGACAUCUUCCUGCGUGUGUGAUAGAUGUAGGCACGGGGUACACAAAGUUAGGUUUUGCAACCAAUAAAGAGCCUCAACUAGUAAUACCCUCGGCUAUAGCCAUCAAAGAAACAGCAAAAGUUGGAGACAAUAGUGCAAGGCGUGUUACAAAAGGAGUCGAUGACCUCGACUUUUACAUUGGCGAUGAAGCUUUCGAAGCCACAGGAUACGCUGUUAAGUAUCCAGUCAGGCAUGGCCUCGUGGAGGAUUGGGAUCUUAUGGAGCGAUUUCUUCAGCAGUGCAUUUUCAAAUACCUCAGGGCUGAGCCCGAGGAUCAUUACUUUCUGCUGACUGAGCCUCCUCUCAAUACACCGGAGAAUCGGGAGUACACAGCCGAAAUUAUGUUUGAAUCCUUUAACGUUUCUGGACUUUAUAUAGCAGUGCAAGCGGUGCUUGCUUUAGCUGCUUCGUGGACAGCAAAAAAUCUAGACGAAAGAAGUCUAACGGGCAUUGUUGUCGACAGUGGCGACGGAGUUACUCACGUUAUUCCAGUGGCGGAGGGUUUCGUUAUAGGAAGUUGUAUAAAGCAUAUACCAAUCGCUGGUAGAGACAUUACGUACUUCAUUCAGAGUCUUUUGAGGGAACGUGAGGUGGGAAUCCCUCCCGAACAGUCGUUAGAGACAGCCAAGACAAUCAAAGAGAAAUAUUGUUAUAUUUGUCCAGACAUUGCUAAGGAAUUUGCAAAGUUUGACAGUGAUUCUAGUAAAUUCCAAAAAUUUGAUGGUAUCAAUAAUAUUACUAAACAGCCCUUCGUCGUCGACGUUGGUUACGAAAGGUUUCUUGGACCAGAAAUUUUCUUCCAUCCAGAGUUUUCAAAUCCAGAUUUUACCACACCGCUCAAUGAAAUUGUUGAUGGCGUUAUUCAAAAUUGCCCCAUUGACGUUAGGAGGCCUUUGUAUAAUAAUAUAGUCCUUUCCGGCGGAUCGACAAUGUUCAAAGAUUUUGGGAGACGAUUACAACGAGAUAUCAAGAGGACAGUUGACGCGAGAUUGAAAUUGAGUGAAAAGCUGAGUGGUGGUCAUAUUACGCCAAAACCAAUAGAGGUCCGUGUAUUGUCACAUCACAAACAACGAUGCGCAGUCUGGUACGGAGGUGCAUUAUUAGCUAGUGGUCCCGAAUUCUACCAAGUCUGUCACACUAAACAAGAUUACCAAGAGUAUGGUCCAGGAAUAUGCCGCUACAAUCCAGCCUUCCGCAGUAUGAUAUAAGAGGAAGCAAAAUAAUAACGCCAAAGAAGAGCGUUAGUUUAAUCGAUGAUGAAACUUCUUUUUAGACCGACGAUCUACCUGAACGAAUUUAAAGAAAACUUUCGUUUGCUCUGCAUUUCGUGAAACUACUAUAGGAAAGAUCAAAUUGAGUCUCACACUAAAAUCGUGCAAUUAAUUCUUACGUAAAACUGCCCAGAGUAUUAGUGAACGCACAGAAAGUCAUACAUCAUUUUCUAAUGAAAAUAAAGUAACUAAUCAAGUAAAAAAGAAAAAAAGAAGAAGAAAGAAAUGAAGCCUGCAUUUAAAAGAGGGACUUUAGAUAAUCAAGGUAUUAUUAUUAAUUACUAUGGCUACACGAAUGACUAAAAAAAUGAUUAAGUGAAUUAUGAAAAUAAUUGUAUAGAAAUAUGUACAUACGAAGCGUGUGUUAAAAGAAUCAACUUUUUAAAAUAA